Molecule: messenger RNA, 2361 nt
Organism: Pantherophis guttatus
Lineage: Eukaryota; Metazoa; Chordata; Lepidosauria; Squamata; Colubridae
Gene: PMP22
Product: peripheral myelin protein 22
Cellular component (GO): plasma membrane
Source: RefSeq, a predicted model, not a curated record
GCCCCUUUAAAUAGUUCAGGGUGUUCUCUCUCAGGCCACCAUGACAUAUCUGGGCGUUGGAACGGGGGCCGAAUAAACCGAGUAAGCACGAGAUCUGCGCUAGCAGUAAAGGGAUUGCAAACAGCUGGGGCUUGUCCCAUUCGCUGAUAUACACCGGAGUGGUUUGCGACGGCUUUGGCUAGGCGGGACUCGGUUCCUGGAGUUUAAACCACCGGGUCCUCUUGUUUGAGGGAAUACUGCUGCAAAGGAAGCGCGCGGUUUUUCAGCCUUGAUCUACUGAACACUUUUGCCAAAAUGCUCCUUUUGUUGUUGGGAAUCAUUGUGCUCCAUAUCUCGGUGCUUGUUCUUCUCUUCGUUUCUACAAUUGUCAGUCAAUGGCUCGUUGGGAACGGACACAGGGCAGACCUUUGGCUGAACUGCACCAUUCCUGUGUCUCCAUUUCGUUGCACAUCAUCAUCCACAAAUGAAUGGCUGCAAUCUGUUCAAGCUUUGAUGAUACUUUCUGUCAUCUUCAGUGUUAAGUCUUUAUUCCUGUUCUUCUGCCAGCUCUUCACACUCACUAAAGGUGGACGUUUCUACCUUACUGGUAUUUUCCAGAUCCUUGCUGGCCUGUGCGUGAUGAGUGCUGCGGCCAUCUUCACCGUGAGGCACACAGAGUGGCAUCCCUCCACAGACAACGUCUCCUUUGGCUUUGCCUACAUUCUGUCCUGGGUGGCUUUCCCGCUGGCUAUCCUUAGCGGGGUGAUCUAUGUCAUCUUGAGGAAACGCGAGUGAAAUGUCAAGGGAGGUCACUGAGACUUAGAGCCCUCAGGACAAGAGGUGUUGGCAAAAUAGAAAAUGAAAAACCAAACACUUUCUCCCUCCCCCCCCAAACCACCAACCCCAUCCACUCCCUUGCCCCUUCAAAACCCACAAAGAUAUUAAGGGGAAAAAAAGGAAGAAAGAGAGCUGAAAGAAGGAUUACUGUAUUCAUUGGAGAUGUAUAUAGUAUCUAUGGUUUAAAAAGCCUAUUUAUAACACUUUUUACAUAUAUGUACAGAGUACUGUUUGCUUUUGUUUGUUGACCUGCCACCAUGUCUAAAGCCUAAAAAAGUGCCUAAGAACUCUUAACUCCUAACAAUGUAAUGAGAAUGCCGCUUUUUCCUCCCUAUCUUUAUGCUGUGGAAGCAAGCGGAUCCCUCCUCCAAAGCUUUCCACUGUCAACCUCAAGCCAAGCCCAGUUUGAGAACCCUCCAUCUGGCCCCUCCAGCUAAGUAUGGUCUUGUACCCUGGCACCUGCCUUAGCCCAUGUCUGCAUUAUGGCCCUUUUAACCAAAUGAUGGAGACCAAAUGCUAUACAGAAAGGGGAGGAACUUCUACCUGAAAGCAGAUGGUGUAUUAAGGGUGGGCGAGCCCAGCUUCUCAACUGCUUGGGAUGAUAACCAAGUUGUGGAGGAUUGAAUGAGGUACAUUGCCUCAGUGAUGCAACCCAAAGCUCUUUGCCACUGUUAUCAUCACCUAAAGCCACCUGGUAUGAUCACCCGAGUUCCUUGUAGGACAGAGGUGAUGCAAAGAACCUGAAUUAGGCCUCAGUCUUGGGAAGGAAGGAAAUGUUUGCAUAUCUUAGAUCAGCCAAGGCUAGCACGGAAGCUGAGUUAGUUGAAAGGGACACUAUGGGCGGGAUGAUGAUCUCAAAUAAAAACCUCUGAGAUUUUUAACUAGCUUAGUGGUUCUCCUUCAGCUAUGCCACCUGAUCUUCAGAAAAGACUUUCCUCUGUUUCCUGGAGAAUAAGCAAAAGUGAAAAAGUUGAAUGACGCUUUCUAAGCUCUAUGGUUCACCCUCGUCCCUUUCCCAAGAUCCUCUGAAAUCAAAUACCAAAUACGUGAAAUGGUGCUAUCUAUUUACCAUUCCUUAUAUCGCUAAGCCAUUUAACCGUUGCUCACUGGAAAUUGCGGUAACCAUUUUGAGAAAAGCCAAGGAAUAGGAAUGAUAAAUAAUUCUGUGUAAUAUAUACAACCUAUAACUGCUUUUGUAUGUAGGAAAGUCGCUAUCCAUUAUUAUUAUUACUAUUUUUUUAAUAAAGCACUUAUAACCAAGGAUUUUUUUUUUCUUGUUCCCUUCAUGGGCAGAAGGGAAGUAAGCAACCUGUAGAGCUUACAGAAUCUGCUGCCUCUCCCCCCAAAAAAGCUGCCUCUGUAACCUUUUUCUGUGCUUCCAGAGAUGUCUGGGAAUGAACUGUACAGGUGACCAGAGCAGUAAAGGCAAUGCCGUCUAAUCCUAAAACUCCAGGCUUUAUUAUGCAAUUAUUUCUCUUUGCUUUUCUGAUUUUAUACCAGCUGUGUGGACUAAGAAGCAACAAAAUAAAAGCCAGAAUAACUCAA